Molecule: messenger RNA, 6354 nt
Organism: Henningerozyma blattae CBS 6284
Lineage: Eukaryota; Fungi; Ascomycota; Saccharomycetes; Saccharomycetales; Saccharomycetaceae
Exons: 1
Coding region: 1-6354 (2117 amino acids)
Biological process (GO): proteasomal ubiquitin-independent protein catabolic process
Cellular component (GO): nucleus; cytosol
Molecular function (GO): peptidase activator activity; proteasome binding
Source: RefSeq, a predicted model, not a curated record
AUGACAGGCUUAAAUAUUCAAGCACCUAUCCCAAUGAGGGCUAAUAAAAUUCUUGAACUAAAAAGACAAGGUAAUAAUAAGCCAAGACCAAGUGCAAGUUCAAUUAAUUUAACAUCAUUACGAAAUGAGUUUUCUCCGAAUGCUAUUCAAAGACCCCAAUCUUCAAGUCCAAGUCUUUUCAAUAUGAUGGAUUCUGAAGAAAUUUUAGAAAAACGAUUAAAACAUUAUAAUUUGGAUUUUAUUAAAGAUCCAAAAGAACAUAUGAAAAAUAUUUAUGAUCCAAAUUCAAAAUGGUUUGGUAGACAAAUUAAACCCAAUUUUAUAAUUGAAAACCAUUUACCUUACCAAACAGAGUCACAUAUUGAACAGGCUAAGUAUUUUUGCCAUAUAUUAGUUAAUCUAUAUAUUGCAAUUAGUUCUGGAGAUAUUGAAGGCUUAAUUCAAAUUUCGAGUAAAGAUUUAGCGGAAUUUAAAAACGAAAUCGAUAGUUUGGCUUUGAAGACUGACCUUUUUAGGUUAACCACCGAAGUAGAUACAGAUUUAAAUGUUCUAAAUGAUGAAAUAUUUAACGUUGAUAUGGAAACAAAUGAUUCUAAUAUAAGUUCAAGGGGUAAAAUUACUGCAAUGUCAGCAACUAUUAUUAAUGUCAACCAUUGGACAAAUGAAUUAAGAAAUUGCUUUAAUUUUGAUUUCCCCUUAAGUCUAAGAAAAUUAUUAGCAAAGGUUUAUUACUAUUUAUCUUUAGUUCAAGGCCAAGAUAUAAAUAGAUCUGGCUUUGUUGAAAUGUUUGAAUUUUUAGUUGAUAGAGACGACGAAGGUACAGAUUUUACCAUGCUAUUAAAAAAGGAUGGAUUGAUCUUAGAUUAUAAGGUAUUAGAAGAUUUCUUUAAAGACUUUUUACCAUCCCCUGACUCAGAUUAUGAUCGAUAUGAUUUAGCUACAAAAAACGAUAAUGAAUUAUUUAAAUUACUGCUAAAAUUAGGUGAUGCCGCAAAAGUAUUUUAUGAUAAUGAUGAAUCUAAAGAGAUUAUGUCGCAUAUGAUGGAUAACUUAUUGUCUGCCGUAGCUCCUUCUACUACAAGCACAAUUUUAAAAAUUAUCACGUUUGCAGUCCCUUUCCAUUAUCAUUCCAUCCAUAAAUUUACAGAUUAUUUCCCAUUCUGUUUUAGCUUAUGGUCUUCAGUAAGUCCUCAUGUUAUAAUCGAUACUCAUAUGUACGAUUUGAUGGGGGCUGUAUCAAUGGAUGCUUAUUGGAGAAUUGCGAGAAAGGAUUCCACUUUGAAUAAACAGUCUGUCAAAUUUGGAGACUUUGGUUUAUUUACUGAGGAACAAUGCACGUUCAUGUUUAAUAGACUACAAGGCCAUUUGAGAACUGAUGUUCAAAUUCAUUCUUUCACUCGUUCUAUUCGUUCGUUUGUUUAUUGCAUAAAUGGUAAAAACUCAAAACCAUUUUUUGAUAAACUAACUUCUCUAAUUCGUUCAAUAGAAACUUUUGUCCAUCCAUCCAAUGUUGGGCCUUGGACAAAACCAAUUACCCUAUUUAUUAAUAAUUUUAUUAAAUGUUACCAUGAAAGAGCAACAAAGGAGAAUUUAGAAAGAAAAAAUCCAAAUUGUAACACAGAAUACUUUUUAACUAAAGCAGACCAUACCCAUCUUGCUGAUUUAUUUCAAGGAAUUAUUGAUAUUGGUUCACAAAGUAAGAGUAAUGUUGUAGCCAGUUUUUUUAUAUCUACCUUAUCAUACAUAUUAAAUUUACAGCCAGAUAACUCCGACAAUAUAUUCAAAAAAGUGUUAUACGAAUUAUAUGAAACCUUAUCUGGUGAAUAUGUUAAUUCGAGACACAGAGUUAUAUCGUCUUUGAAAACAUUCACAAGAAUUGCAAGAUAUAUGACUGUAGAUAAAACUUUCCGUAUUCAUAUUACUCAUAUCUUAUCACUUCUAACAACUAAAAUUGACACAAAUGAUUUAGUUUUAACGAAUGCAAUUUUUAACUCCAUAAUUUCAAUCGUAACAUUUAUUCCAAUUAAGAAUAUGGUAUCAUCUGGUGAAUAUUUAACAUUUGAGUCAAAUACAUUACCAUUUAUUCAACAACAUUUCUAUUCAUUUAUGCCGAAUAAAGAUGAAAAUAAUACACCAAUAUUAGAUAAUGAAAUUUUAUUGACGACUUUUAGGGCCUCUUCCUCAAUUUUUAAGGAUAUUUUGAAGACAUAUAUUGAUAAAGUGUACUCUUUUGUUGAUAUUGACUUAGACCCUGCCGUAGUUAAUAAAAUAAAUCAAACAACAUUAAUUAUUCUAGAAUCAAUGGAUGAUGAUAUGUUUGAUUAUUUUACUAAGCAAUUUUUGAAGUUAUUCUGGGACAAUGAUGUUUUAACAACUAGUGAACCGAAUUAUGAACUUUUAACAGUUACAUUAGGAGCAUUAGUCAGAAGAAAAUCUGAUCUUUGCGAAGAAUUAACUAAACAAUUGAUGUUCCAUGUUAGAGAUCAAAUUUCAUCUGGUGCAGGGCAAUCAAGAAGUGCAACUGAAAUUAAUCAAAGAGAUAUUAAACUAGUUUUCUACCUAUCUUCUUUAAAUGAUAUUUUGAGACAAUCCCACGAAGAAAUAUUGAAAAUUGGCAAAGAAUUGAUCGAAUUUAUGAUUUAUGUGUAUGACGAAAUUAGUUCUCCACCUUUGGCUGUAAUCACCUCUAUAUUAGUUCACAGCGUUAUUUCUUCUUUAACUACAACAGAGAUUAGAAAUUUUAGAUUAUUUGAAGAGGACACGUCUUUGAGCGAUGAAGAACUUUGGGGUGGACUUCAAUUUGAUAUGCGUAGAUUUGAUGAUAAAUUCUUAAACUUUAACUGGCAUGUCCCAGUUACUUCCGAGAUUGAAUUUGCAAUUAGCAUUUUUAAAUAUAUUACAGAUUACUGCCAAGAUAAAUUAGAAAUAUUAUUAUCUAAUUCCAAAGAAGAUACUACUUCUGGUGAUGAAAUUAAAAAAUAUAUGUUAAUUUUAACCCAUUCUUUAUCUGGCGCAAGCUUAUUAUUUGACCCUGAUUAUAAUGAAAAUAAAUCUAAGAAAGAAAAUUCUAUCCUUUGCAAGGAAAAAUUAUUAUUAUUAAAAAAUUUAAGAGACAAGAAUUGUGCUACUGAUGUACUAGAUGUGGACAUAGAACAGAAUCUUUCUCAUAAGGGCGAAAACGAAUAUAUAGAAGCUCCCUCUCCUGAACGCGACAAUGGUAUUAUUGAAUUAUAUGAUCAUUCUGAUUCUAACCUUUUGUUUGACUCUGAUGAUGGAAUUUCUCAAAUUCCAUCUGGAAUUAAUACUCCUGUUCCUAGCAUAGAAAACAAUGCCAAUUCUCUCUUGAGUUCAGGUAUAGUAUUCAGAGACUUGGAUAUUUAUACUUGCAAUUAUUUCUUUGGCCUAACCAGUGAUGAGAAAAUUUUAAAUCCGUUGUACUCCAAGGUACACCAAAUUAGAACAGAUGUUGGCUUGUUAUUCCAUAAAAUAUUUACAUACUUGUUAAAGAAUCAGGAAAAUAACACUGCAGUAUUUCAAAUAUUGUUACAUGGUUUAAAAGUUUGGUUUACUGAUGUCGGCCAAGAAACUGUUUUUACGGAAGAUGCCUCAGCAUUUAUUAAUGAAGAUUUUUUCGAGAAUAUUCAAUCAAUUUCUCAUGUUGAGGAACCAUUCACAAGAACUUUAUUUGCAGUAAAGACAAACUCAUAUCAUCAAACAAGAGUUUUACUAAGAUCUACUAGCAGACGACCAUCUAGAUUGGAAAUAGGUCUUCUAAAAGAUGUACUUGAAAUGGCAACUUCAAUAUAUCCUGAUAUUCAUCGCCCCGCUCAAUCAACUUUAAUACACUGCAUGAAGCAGUUAGUAGGAUCAUUUUCUGUUAUUAUUAAAUCUAUUAUUGGCAAGUUAAAGCAAACUAUUCAAGAUAGAGAUUAUAUGAAACUCCAUGUCGUAUUAAUGGUUUUAAUGAUUAGAAAAAUCAAUAAAAGGUUAUUGACUAAUUAUACCCAUUUAGAUGAAUUAUUCUAUUUGUUAUUAGACUGCUUUGAAUUCGAUGAAAUGCAUAUUUCUUUAAAUGCUGAUCGAAUUUUAACCGACCUAGUAACAAACUUAAAGAUACCAUCUGCUGUCAGUAUCAUUGAUGAUAGGCUGUUCGAUACUUUUAGACCACCAGAUAAUUCUAUCGAUCUUCAGAUUAAAGUUGUUCAGAAAGCUAAAACUAAUAAAAGGAAAAAAUAUUUCCAAACUUUAGUUGAACUUCAAAAUAAGCUUUUGCAUAUACUAACUACUGAUUCGGUAAACUGGAAAAUAAAACUAAUUAUCAUUCGUUAUUUUUCAAAAAUUCAAUCAAAUUAUGGUAUUAAAACAGAUAAUAAAGUGGUAGAGUCAAUGUUCAAACAAACUUAUAUCAGACAUCCAGAAAUAAUUUCCCUUGUGUUGAAAUCUUUCCUAAGAAUAUUCCAAAAAAUUUUUGCCUUGGGCGAUUACGACUACAACAUUAGGGAUAUCCAUGCUUCAAAUACUGAUAUAAAUUCUGUUUAUGAAAUUGCUACAUUUGCUCCUUCUUUUCCUAAGUCAUUCGAAAAUGAAAUGAAUAAUUUUGAAAGUCCUAGCUACUUUAUUGAUAAUAAAUCUUUUGUUGGAUGGCUUUGUUGGGGACGUAAUAUCAAAGUUGUAUCAGGUUCCCAACAUACGUUUCAGUUUAAGACUGAAGAAAUGGAAGCAAUGAAAACAUUUGGAAAAUUAUUAACUUUAGAAUGGUUAAAGGAAUUUAUUGAUGAUUUGAUCCAAGAUAAUGAAGGAAAAUUUUCUUUCAGCAGUGGACAUAUUUCUUUUUUUGUAAUCUUGAUCUUUUUAAUUGAUCAAAACUAUACUACGUUAAAACUAGAAGAUUUAUUCGACCUUUGUGAAACUCAUUAUGACAAAUAUGAUAAAGCAUCUUUGAUCAUGUCUGUUCAACUAGUUGCAUCCUUUUUAUGUGCUAGUAGGUAUAUGUCUCCUGGUAUGCUACAAAAGCGAGAAAUGUUUUUAGAAUGUUUCCUACCUGAACGCUUAAGUGGCGAAAUCAAUCAAGAUUCCUUUGAUAUCUGGAGAACGCUUUGCUGGUGGAUCCCAACGGUUGUAGAUGUUAGAAGAAUACCUAUUUUCUACAAAUACUUUUCUCGUACGUCAAAAUUUUUUGAUAUUUCCUCAAAUGCAGCUGCAAACCAAGCAUAUAGGAUACUUUUACUUAAAAAUAUGAUAGGCUCUACCGAAUAUAGAUCUCCAGAUUUACAGUAUUUGGUAAAAACUCUGAUAUUUGAUCAUCCUUACCAUCAAGUCCGAGAAGCUGUUGCUCGUCUCUUUACAACAAUUAUUCAAAAUUUUAGUCAUUUCUCUAAGGAAAAUGCUAAAAAUUUGUUAACUUGUGAAAACAAAAACAUUAAUGGGUUAGGUACUCCAAUUAAAGUUAUUCCUUCAGAAUUAGAUGCGUUGAUUAAAACUCAGUUUUACGAAAUUAUUGAAGAGUUACCAAAUGUUCUUACUUUGAAACCACAAGACGUACUAAAAACAAGAUUUUAUUACUUAAGUGCCACUAUGUAUAGCUGGACGCUUGAAAUGGCCAAGGGUCCAAAUAAGGUUUUAUUAAUUCCAUAUAUUGCUGGUUUUAUUGCACCAUUUUUAAUGGAAUUGGUUAAACAUAAAGAUUUUUGUAGCUUAGCUGGAAUUGAUCCAAUGAAAGCUUAUUUAGGCAUUGCUUACAUGCCUAUCAGAAAAAAUGAUAUACCUUCUAUGAUAAACCUGACUUGCAAGUCGAAACUCAUGGUUACCUCUAACCAAAUUCGAAUCCAAUUAGGAUUUGUUCAACAUUUCUUUUCUUCUCAAUUACUUCAAUUAAACCAAGCUGAAAAAAAUGGACUAUUAAAAUAUGUUGUAGACAAUUUAUAUAAUGCAGAAUACGCCGAAGUACGUAUGAAAGCUGGUGAAGUGUUAUCUGAUAUUGUUCAUAAUUUGGGAAGAUGUGAUGCAGUAUUAGAAUUGAUCUCUGAGUUUGAUAACCUUUUGAAAGAUCAUAAGAAAAAGGAAAGACAAAUCUUAUCUAAAUCAGAUCCCAAAAUACAUGGAGCUGUGAUUGGUUUAGGGGCAAUUAUUUCUGCAUUUCCUUAUAUACUUCCUUUACCCGGAUGGAUACCAAUGCAAUUAAGUAUUCUUUCUUUAUGGGCCCGUACAAAUGGUAUUGCUGGAAGCACUGCUAAAAAUGUGAUCAGUGAGUUCAAAAAGGUUAGAACCGAUACCUGGAAAUUUGAUCAACAGGUAUUUACCCAGGAUGAAUUACAAGAUCUAGAAGGUGUUUUAUGGAGAAGUUAUUAUGCUUAG